CCGGUGCCGAUAGACAAUAGGACACACAUCAUGACUAUUGUUCUGCUACAGCUGCUUGUUCUGUUUGCUGCGUUUUCGUGCACAAGCGGCGAUAGUUCACGACCAAAAGUUUUAAUUCUCGGAGGCGGUCUGGCUGGUCUUCGAGUGGGGCAAGUCUUGCAGCAAAAUGGCGUUCGCGACUUUCUCAUUCUCGAAGCGGACAACAAACUUGGAGGCAGGUUUCUCUCCUAUUGCUUGCCAGACGUGCCUGCAUGCGUGAGCGACAUCAACGUGGAGCCCUCACUACCGUCACCUCAUCCAAUUCGAGAGUUGUUCGACAAAUGCAAUAUUGCCUACGCACCAGAAGCUCUGGCAACCCAAAAGGCAGUGGAUGACUCAGGGAACGACGUAAGCGCUGAACUAAAUUUAACGAGUCAACGCCUAGACAGAACAUACUACGAUUUGUUCCUUAACUGGAAACCAGAAGAAGAUGACAUGAACGUGCAAGGUGCUUAUAGCCUCUAUGGAUGGCAUCCUCGAACUACCGUAGAAUUGGCACUAGACGUUUUCUACACAGACUUGCUCUUAGCAGCCAAACCAUCCGAGCUGUCUAUGCACGUAUACCACAAUAUAAUGUCUGCCUCCUUUGAUUUAUUCGACGGUUCAAUCUACCUUUACAACGUUAGAAACAGUCUCAACGGGAAUCAAGAUCUCGUCGACUGUUUGACGAAGAGUUUCUUAGAUGAAACGGACGUGCGUGUAAAACUGAACACAAGAGUGACUCAAAUACAAUACAGCGGGUCAGGCGUGGUGGUCACCACAUCGGAUGGAAAGAAGUAUGAGGCAGACUAUACCGUCGUCACGUUCUCAUUGGGUGUCUUGCAGCAAGAGACGGUGAAAUUCAUUCCGUCUCCAAAUUAUGCUAAGAGAAAGGCGAUCAAUAAGUUCCGUAUGGGUUAUUACACUUUUGCAUACUCUCAGUUUCCCAACAAAAUCGAUGGUUCGAUUGCCAGAUCGAAUCAAGAACCUCUUCAUUACAUUAGUGUGUCAUCGCAUCGCCAUGUCAACCACUUCUUUUAUGAAGUUUUUGAAACUAUUGAAGAGAAAAUGAACCACUCGCAACCCUAUAACCUCUUUCUUAGCUGGAUUGCUGGCGACGACGCUUUGCGGGUGGAAACCCAAGAGAUAAAUAGGACAACAGAGGAAUUGACGGAGAUGUUUCAACGCUUUUUUGGUGAUUCUACUCCCCAGCCUAAAGUGUUUGUCAGUCAAGCCAAUACCAAUCCUCUCUAUUAUGGGGCCAUUCCGAGCUUUCCUAGUGGAGCGACGUACGAAGAUUAUGACAAGUUGAGAGAACCGCUUGAGAGAGUGUUCUUUGCUGGAGACGCUUAUUAUAUGACUGAAAGUUUCAAUGGUGCCACGCGUGCUCUCUACAGUGGAAAUGAAACGGCAAUAGCGUUGAUUAAAUGUAUGAAUGGAGGUUCAUGUGCUAUGAGAAAGUAUGCUGCAACACAACCGCUGCAGUGUCCAACAAGUGCAACAUCAGGGAGUGGUCACAGUCUGAUCACUAUUGUCCUAUUCACAGUAACAACGGUCCUAGUGCGCACUUCUAUGUGAUGUUUCACUUUGUCAGCAAUCUGCUUGGUAGAGACAUGAAGAAAACAGCUGGUUUUGGUUUGAGUGUUGUUUGUUUCUCAGAUUUGUCUAACUUACCAGUAGCGAAAGCGUUGUUUGCACGUAUUUCAGUUGGAGUGAGCCAUUAGGUUUAAUGAGACUAACUACUAUAGUGCGAAUCUAUACCGAAACAGUGCAAGUCUGAAAUUUCUUGGACUUAUAUUACUAUGAGUGCGUUAUGCAUAAA
Messenger RNA from Corticium candelabrum, 1840 nucleotides. RefSeq lists its product as uncharacterized. Bases 31 to 1596 code for a protein of 521 amino acids. Gene Ontology annotation, molecular function: oxidoreductase activity. The record is from RefSeq and is a predicted model, not a curated record. NCBI's taxonomy places the organism in Eukaryota, Metazoa, Porifera, Homoscleromorpha, Homosclerophorida, Plakinidae. The transcript is spliced from 3 exons.